AUCAAGAAAUGCAUGACCAUGUUAUAUGCAUACAAAUUAAAUAAUAAUAUAAUUACCCAUAUAUAAUUAGUACUAGCAUAUUUUACAAUUCUCAAAAUCCAGUAAGGCGUGAUACAGCAUCCAUAUAUUCAAUCCAUGUCUUUUCGCCGGAAUUCCGAUGUCUCUUGUACCUGUCAAGCACAUCACCAAGCUGGACAUACCAGCGCUUGCUAGGAGGGGAUCUGUCUCCAGCUCUCGGUUUUAUGAUAGUAAUAAGAUGACGGAUGCCAAUGGACACCUUCAUCUGUGGUACCUGCCAGGGUGCCUUCAAUGAGAUAGAGCUGUUCAUGCGACACAAGGGGGAAGGGUGUGAGCCACAACAGCCAGAGGUCAUCCAGGUGCAUGUCAACGGAUCAGGGGAGAUAACUGAAUAUACAGAUGCAGCCGGAGAUGGAACCACCACCCUCAACCUGUUCAGCGACACCAUUGACCAGGGCAUCAGCGUGGAAACGGGGGAUCACAUAGAUGAGAAUGGUACGCCUACUCUAAUUAUCCUGGAUGAGGGUCAGUCCCUGGUCACACAAGCAGUCACGGACAAGGCAACAUGCACUCCCAGCACAGAAGCACCAGGUGUUGUGACAUCACAGUAUGCCGCUGACUGCACAUGUCGUCAACCGGUCACUCAGACUGAUGUCAAAGCCAAAAGGAAAGGUCGACCAAAGAAGGGAGAAGAGAAGAACAAGGUUAUUGAUGCUGUUAGCAAAGAAGUAGGGAAACCACCUCUUCCAGAGAAAUCCAAAGAUGGCAAGUUUCACUGUGUGCGCUGCAAGAGAGCUUUUACCAAGGAGCGCUUCUUCAACACCCACAAGUGUCUGGCAUCGUCCGACUAUGUUAUCAUCACCAGUAAGGAUGUCAAGCUGGACUCAGGAGACGACUCUGAUGAGCUGGAGGAUGUAGGAGCAGAGGAAGUAGAGGAUGCAGAGGAGUACACUGCUCCCGCGGACCUCAUCAUUGCAGAUGAACACCGAGCCAAGAAGUUUGACAACGUUCUAGUCAGUGCUGACCCAGAUGGCGAUGCCUACAACUACAACUCGGAGAAACCCACGGAUGAGAUCGAUGACAUCCCAGUUUUCCGUACCCUUGAAGAAAAAGUAGCGUUCGAGACGAACCUGAACGUGGACCUCAGCAGCGUGGAUCAGAUGUUCAAGAUUCACAUGAUCGAACAAGACCUGAACGAGAAUGCAAGUUCGGUGCGGAACAUGUCGACGUCGCUAUCACUGUACAGCUGCAACAUCUGUGACAAGGUGUUCAAGACGUUGUCUCACAUGAGACUUCACUGUCUCAUCCACACUGAACUCAAGCCCUUCAAAUGCUUCAAGUGCUCCUAUGCUUCAAACUCUAAGGGUAAUCUGUACACACACAUGCGGAAACACACAGGUCAGUUCUACAACUGCAGCAAGUGUUCCUUCCGGACAGUGAACAAGAGUCACCUGCUGGAGCAUGAGGCCACGCACAGCAAUGUGCGCAAACAGUGUCAGAUGUGCAAGAAGGACUACAACACACUCAAGUCACUCAUCAACCAUGUCAGGAAGUACCACAAGUUUUCAGCCAAAGGGAGGGAAUACCUUCAAACAUUCCUCCAAGGGAGACAAUCCAGGGGGGCAACAGUCAUCCACCAGUGUCAUGUGUGUAAUCGCAAGUUCAAGAAGAAGAUUGACAGAGAUCGCCAUCUUUUUAUCCAUGACAUCAAAGACAUCCCCAACAUACAGCACUGCCAGCUAUGUGACUACACUGCCAGUAGACGGACAUACCUGGAGAAGCAUUACCUCAAGCAUCGCGUCAUCUACUGUUGUACAUUGUGUGACGAGAAGUUUCUCAGUACUGUCCGGCUCAUUGACCACUUGACCAGCGUUCACUUGAAGGACGAUCCUAACCAGUGGGAGAACUUGUUCGAGCAGAGCAUCAAUAACAGUCUCUAUUUACCGGAGCCUGAUGAAUCUUUUGAUGCAACGGAAAAAGAAUUUAUUAAUCUUCCUGAGGAAUUAUCGAGCACAAGUUUGAAGAAGACAUGUGUUGAAACUCUUGAGAGCGAGUCAGAGCAGAAGGAGGGGGAUAAGACUUCAAACCCUGAAACAGUUCUUAACACAGACGGCUCUCUGAUCUGUACGAACCAGCUUGAUAAGGACGCAAUUAUGGAUGCUUCAAACAAGGAGUGUGUGGGGUUGGUGCUGGACCCAGUGAAGGACAGUGUAAAGGGAGCUAGUGAUCAGAUAGAUACAGCUGCAGAUGAGGACUCGGAACCAAUGGAUACUGAUCUACCCAUGCCGGGCCUGGGGGAGGAUGUGGAGAUGGAGGGACAGAAGAAGGAAGCUGACAAAGAAACCGAUGGAGCAGCCAGCCAAGAAACAGGGAGUAAAGCAAACAGCGAGUCUUUGACAGACGGGUUAACAGAAGACAAUGAACUUGACAAAAACAAACUGAGUGACAACCCCAAGGAAGUGAAAGAAACUGUUGAGGAAGCAACAAAACCCUUGGAGGAAGAAGACGAGGCCAUGGAUGUACAAGAAGAAUCUGAACCUAUAAAUGAAGAGGAGGAGACUAUGAACGAACAGGAUGCCAGUGAGAUCAGCGAGCCCCAGGACGACAAGGACAAGACUAUUGUGAGCAUUGUGAAAAGACUUGGCUACAGGGAAAUGUCCAUGGAGAUAUUCCACAAAAUGAGGGAGACUUUUGGCUGUGAGGAGUGUGAAUACUGUGGAAGGUUGUUCUACAACAAAGCAGAUUAUGAACCUCAUCUACGCACACAUACAGGCGACAAACCUUUCAACUGUGAACACUGUAACUACCGUGCCAUUUCAAAGGACAGCUUGAAGCGGCAUAUAGAGAAGGAGCAUCUAAAGAUGACGUUUCCGUGCAAGGAGUGCGACUAUGCUGCUCCAUCCCGCACACAGCUGUGGAACCAUCAGCUGAAACAUCUCGGGGUCACGGGGGUCGAGUGCAAUGUUUGCCAGCAAAAGUUUGAUACAAUUAAGAAACUGCGGAACCACAUGAUCCUGGAUCAUCCCGAGACCGACCGGAACUAUCUGGAUGCGCUGUCGGGGGUCAGACACAGGAUGCAAGGCAAGAUGGGACGCAGGUCCUACAAGUGUCCGUACUGUGACCGUGUGUUCAUCCGAGCCAACUCGGAGCUCCAGAAGCACAUCUGGGUCCAUGAAGGCAUCAAGCCCUACAAGUGCCCCAUCUGUCCCCACGCAUGUCGCAGCAAGACCAACCUGCAGGCACACAUGCUGCGCCACUCCAGCGAGAAGCCCUUCCAGUGUGGCGACUGUGGCAAGGCCUACAAGUCCAAGACGGCACUACGCUGGCAUGUGCGCUCACACAAGGAGGGCAAGUUCAAAUGUGACAAAUGUCCCUACGAGGCCACACAGAGCAGCCACCUGAAGCGGCACAUGGAGACCCACGACAUAGUGAAGAAGUUUGUGUGCCAGCACUGCAACUACUCCGCCAACACCCCCGGCUACAUGAAGAUCCACUACACACGCAACCACAAGGGCAUGACCUUCAUUGAGAAGCCCACGGCUGAGAGUGACAAGCCCCCUCCAGGCGAGGCCAGGGUCUAUAAGUGUCUCAGCUGUGAUUACCUGUUCGGAAAUAUGUCGGACCUGAAGCGCCACCUACGUGUCCGACAUCAUGUACAGGUUCAAGACAUCUCGUGUAUGGAUCAGAUGCACGUGUCAGAAGUACAGGUGCUGCAGUGUGGUGAGGAAGCCUUCGCUACAGAGCAGGAGGCUGGGACAGAGGUGACCUCCACCAUCACCACCGUCCAGGACAACAUCCACAUACAGCCUGCAGUGACCGGUCAGUCCGAACUGGACGAGAAAACAGCAUCAGCGGUCAAUCUCCUACAGCAGAUCAUCGACAUGUCCCAACAGGGAGCAUUUGGCCAGCAGCAGCAGAUUACCGUCCAGGCGGAGGAUGGUCAAAUGGUGGCCGUCAACCCAGAGACCAUCAUUGUCCAACAGGACGGAGAGGAAGUGUUGCUGACCGACGCAAAUGCUGGGGUGGAGGGGGGACAGUACGUUAUACAGUAUGUUAGUCCCGACAUGCAUCUGGACAACAUCCCACUGGAGAUACAGACCCUGGAGGAACAGACAUCUUAGUGGGGAUGAUAUGGGGAGAUCCCGACUUCCAUUAGUGUGAGUGAGUGAGAAUACUUUUACAUCGCUUUUGGCAAUUUUCCAGAAAUAUCACCGCGGGGACACCAGAAAUGUGCUUCACACAUUGUACACAUGUAGGGAAUCAAACCUGGGUCUUCGGUGUGAUGAAUGACGCUUUGACCACUAGGCUACCUACUGCCCCACUUCCAUUAUUGAAGGCAGAGAUGUGAUGGUGCGUCUUCAUUCAGAUCAUCGUACAUGCUGGUAUUGCUAACAGACAUCAUAGUGUAUUUCCAAUGUAUGCCAUACCAUAUUAAUGUGCAGCAAUAUAUUUGAGGAUACCGAAUCAUCAUACACAAUCAGUGAGCACAUUGGUUGUGAUUCCACAAUACCUCUUCGCAUUGUGUCAGAAUGCUCAAGGGAUUGAGAAUCUUGCCUGGCGAUACCACUGCGUUGUUAUUAACAUAUCGAACAGUUUGGUAGACCAGUAGGUGGUGAACCAACCACCCAAGUUUAUUUGUACUGCAGGUUGUGAGCAUCAACAGAAAUCUUGACAAGACGCCAAAACAUUUAUCUCAGUAUCACAGGGAUUUAUCUAGACCUGCUCAGAUGCCGUGUUCGGCUGACAUCUGAAGCAUUUGUCAUUAAAAAUUCCUAAAUUGGAAUAAAACAUUUGGCAAGUCAUUUUAUUAUGCAUGGUUUUUUAUGCAUGUGACUUGCAUUUCAUGGAUAACAGGACCAAUAAACAUGAAGAGCAUUUUUGCAUUGACUGAAAUAUUUAUAUACACCUGAAUUCAAGAAAGUAAGGACGUUUUAGAAAGAAAAAUGUUUUUUCUCCAAUUUGUCUUCCAAGGGCACUUAGUUUGAAAUCCUAGAUAAAUCCCUGGUAUGGUGAACCUCCAAAUAUACUGGCGUGAUCACAGAGAGAAACAUGGGAUGAGACAACAGUUUCUGUGAAAUGUGACUAAACAUCACAAAACACAAAAUGUCCUCCAUCAAAUAUUUGUGUUCCAAAUCAGGGUUCUGUUAUACAAAACAAUCUGCCAGGAAGGACUAUCAUAAGCAUGAUAAAUCUGCUAGAACAAGGGAGAUACAUGACUGUGUGGGAAAGGGCUGUUCCCCAAACAUGUAAAUCUGUAUGAAAAAUUUACUUACGUGAACAGUUGUCAUGGUAUCAUAAACAAAGUGCUACAACUACCAUCAACAUGAAACACAGUUACUAACAUAGGCUGAAGCACCAUGCAGAUGUAACUAUGGUAACAAGGUCUUCAGCAGACAUUGGUGGUAUCUUUGAUCGUGUCCAAAAGAGAUCAAUGUUGGGGAAAUUAGGGAUAUAUAAUGCAGGAUGAUGCUUAUCUUUUCCCCAGGUGUAUAUAUUAUGCAUCGUUUUUCUGAGUAACAUGGUGUAUCCGUGAACCGCUAUAGCCUAAGGCAUGGAGCCUUGUGGUAUGCUUGAGUUAUUGCUCCACUAAGGCCUUUUGCAGUUACUGCCAUAGAAUUCUAACUGAUAGCAUCACGUUUUUUACAUAUUAAUCUCAUUUGUGAUUACAAUUGUGUUACUUUUGUACACUAUUCCACACAACAUUAUACACUCAUUUAUGUGUUCAGGGCCCCAUUCCAAAAAGUGAUGUUAGCACUAAGUUUAUGUUAAAGUAGGUUACGAUCGUCUUCUCACAAAGAUAGCUUUGUGGAACAGGUCCCUGGUCUCUAACCGAGGUCGUUAAAGGUGACUAACAGGAUCGGGUGGUCAGGCUCGCUGACUAGGAGGAUGCAUCUCAUCGAUCCCAAUUGCGUGGAUCGAUGUUCAUGAUAUCAAUCACUUGAUUGUCUGGUCCAGACUUGCCAUCAUAUAGCUGGAAUAUUGCUGAGGGUGGCGUAAAACAAGAAAACCAAACCAAACCAAACCUCUAACCUAAGCCAUCUACCUGAAACCAGCAUCAUAUUUAUUCUGCCAAACUCCAGAGCAGGGGUGCGCAUCCCUUUUUUUUUCAGACACCUUACAUGUUGACUGCGCCCUCGGCCAAAUCAGUUCUUGAUUUGGGUAUUAUGUCAACCCCUCUCUGAAUCCUGUAGAGAAACUUGUAAAUUCUUCAUCCCAAACAAUUUAAUGGCCAGUGCCCUGAGAAAUAAAAGAGGUUAAUUAACGGAUAUGAGUUUGCAUUUUCUGGAAAGGUAUUGGAACAAUAAUGAACAUGAGUAUUGUAAAUCACUAUCACUAUCAACAGUAUUUAUUCAUACAAUUGUACAUAAAACAUGGAUGCCUUUGUAUUUUGUCAUCCAUAUUUGCAUGGAGAUAACCCAAUGAAUAAAGUGCAUGUUGAGCAUGCUGAGAAAACUA
This is a messenger RNA of Haliotis rufescens (red abalone), 6474 nucleotides long. RefSeq names its product zinc finger protein ZFAT-like. The coding region runs from base 264 to 4139 and encodes 1291 amino acids. The transcript has 18 exons. Gene Ontology annotation, molecular function: RNA polymerase II cis-regulatory region sequence-specific DNA binding; DNA-binding transcription factor activity, RNA polymerase II-specific. Gene Ontology annotation, biological process: regulation of DNA-templated transcription. NCBI's taxonomy places the organism in Eukaryota, Metazoa, Mollusca, Gastropoda, Lepetellida, Haliotidae. The record is from RefSeq and is a predicted model, not a curated record.